Molecule: messenger RNA, 582 nt
Organism: Acytostelium subglobosum LB1
Lineage: Eukaryota; Evosea; Eumycetozoa; Acytosteliales; Acytosteliaceae
Exons: 1
Coding region: 1-582 (193 amino acids)
Source: RefSeq, a predicted model, not a curated record
AUGUCAACGAUAAAGGGUGCAAAUUUAGAGGCCAAUGGUGAUCUCAAUCAGAUGUUGCAAUACAAUGCUACUGAGAUGUUCAUCAAGACAUUCGAAAGAGUGUAUAACAACAACAACACCAACACAUACACAUACCAACUCAACAACCAUCUAUUGUAUCUUUCAGCACGCUAUAACAAUGACGUUGUAUUUAUAUAUCUACUCAACAAUCCCCGUAUGCCAUUAAGCAAUGAACACUUUAGAAUCACUUCGUUCAUUUGUACACAUGGCAACACCGAUAUGCUCCAACACUACCUUGACGCCACAGCCUAUCGUUCACUCCCCAGCGACUUGAUCACCGACCUUCCCCUUGCCAUUGACUCUGGCAAUGAACAGUUUGUUCGAUUGUUUCUCCAACAUCUCACCUUCAACAAACACACUGCCAAGGAUUUGGUAACGAAUGUCCAGUUCAAACGACCUGGUGUCAGUAUUGGAAUGAUCAGGUUGCUGCACGAGGAGUUCAACUGUCUGUUUAGCUACAGUGACCUCUGGCAGGCAGCUCUCAUCAACUCAAUCAAACAUAACAUGUUGGAAAGUGUAUAA